Messenger RNA from Orussus abietinus, 1807 nucleotides. RefSeq names its product transmembrane emp24 domain-containing protein 6. Lineage: Eukaryota; Metazoa; Arthropoda; Insecta; Hymenoptera; Orussidae. The record is from RefSeq and is a predicted model, not a curated record. The coding region runs from base 209 to 892 and encodes 227 amino acids. Gene Ontology annotation, biological process: intracellular protein transport; Golgi organization; endoplasmic reticulum to Golgi vesicle-mediated transport. The transcript has 4 exons. Gene Ontology annotation, cellular component: Golgi apparatus; endoplasmic reticulum; endoplasmic reticulum-Golgi intermediate compartment.
CAAAAACCGGUCUCAGCGUGGCUCAACCUGUCACCGCGCGUCGCAGGGUGCACACAGGUGGUCAGGUGAGAAUUGAGCCGAGUCGAGCCGAAAAGUAGCGCGAGUGAAAGCAAGACCUGGCGCAGGUUAACCGAUCGGUAGCCGGGAACGGUCGCUGGCCACGGAAAAGGAGAAGAAAGCGAGAGGGAGUAAUGGUGGACGCCGCGCGAUGUCAUUAACCGUCAGUCUUCUGGUUCUCGGGGCUCUUUGCGUUUUCGCGAGCCCCGAGACAACUCAGUCAUGGUACGAGUCGUUGCCGGCAGUCGCCAUGGACUACAAGGUGCACAUUGACCCCGGAAAAGAGGACUGCUACUUCCAGUACGUUAACCCAGGCGCGACCUUCUACGUCAGCUUCCAGGUACUUCGUGGAGGAGACGGAAAGGCAGGCUUCUCGGUAAGGAAUCCUAUGGGAGAGAUUGUACAUCCAUAUCAAUGGCGAACCAGUGCCGAUUAUCAGGAUCAGUCGAUGACGGGUGGCUACUAUGGCGUGUGCAUCGACAACCAAUUCUCUCGAUUCGCUGCCAAGCUUAUCAAUCUUUACCUCACUGUCAUUAGGUACGAUCAAUGGGAUAAAUUUCGCCUAGAACUGGAGGAACUAAAUCUCUCCGUAGAGAAUUUUACGAACACUAUAGUCAAUGUAGAAAGGAACAUCAACGAGAUGCUGCAGACUCAACAUAUAUCUCGAAGUCGGGAAGCUCGAGACAUGAAUCUCUUACUCGACAACAAUUCUUAUGUGCAGAAAUGGUCGAUCGCCCAAAUGAUCGUGAUCACAGCGACCACUGUGCUACAAGUUUAUUUUGUACGAAAGCUAUUUGAGGUGAGGUCUUCCGGCUACUCCAGAGUCCGAAUUUAAACUCAGCCAGUCUCUAUGACAAAUCACUUUUCGCUUUGCACUUUGACACAAAUGACAGGCUGUGCAAGUACAACUUCAAUGAAAAAUAUUGCGAUCCAUUUCAACAGAACACAUUUUACGACACUUUGGUAUUUUUCUGCGAAUAUUUGUGUACCUUGGUACUUUACUAUUAAUAGCAAAGUGCAAUGUGAAGAGUAAAUUGUCUCUGGUGGAAUAGAGAUCGACUGAGAGCUGCAAUUGACAGUUCGUUAAAAUAUGUAAGCAUGCAGACUGCGAUACGCUCGAUCAAUGAUCCAAACAAACCUAUCAUGUGUAUAGAAUUUGUAAAACGAUUUAUCUCUCCUGUGGUAAAACGCUCCCGCAAUCGAGAGCGAUACUUUAACAAGACUUUUAAAAGAGAACCUUAUAGUUGAACAAAUGUUUAAAUGUUUAUUUACACGUUGAGCACGUAUUACCAAAAGGACUUGAUUUUAAAACAAAGACUGCAUUUACUUAGUUUGGAUAGAUCAAAUGUAAAGCAUUUUCUUUUUGCAAACUCCAUGGACUUACAUGCUUCCUCUUUGCGUUAACUGGUCACUACUCAUGCGUACAGAAACAUAUUAUGAGGUGACAGUAUAUUUUUGUCUUUGAAAACAAGAAGCAGGGUAUCAUUCCAAUGCCUAAACUAAGGCCAAUGGCAAUUGUACCAUUUCAGUGUCACAUUUAUUUUAUAUCAAUAAUCAUGCGAGAACAGUCUCGGAAGAGAGGUUAUAUACAUAUAUAUAUAUAUUUAUAUUUAUAUAGAAAAUAUAAUUAUAAACACAACCGCCUAGGUACUAUUUCUAAGAUUAAGAUGUACUCAAAGCGGUAUACUUUUGUUACAAAUCUCAUUCCUUAUGCAUAUUAUAGAUCGACAAUAAAUAAAGUUUCGUAAAA